Molecule: messenger RNA, 828 nt
Organism: Struthio camelus australis
Lineage: Eukaryota; Metazoa; Chordata; Aves; Struthioniformes; Struthionidae
Source: RefSeq, a predicted model, not a curated record
AUGAAGUUCCUUCUUACCUCCUCCGGAGCGGGCAGUAGGCGGGAGUUGGGCCACGAUUUGCACCAGUCAAAAGCUUCCUUGCCGUACCGUCAGCUGGUGCUGACGGCCGUGGACGGGGGCAGCCCGGCCCGCUCGGGCACGGCGCAAAUAACGGUCCUGGUCCUGGACAGCAACGACAACGCGCCCGCCUUUGACCGCGCCGUGUACAAGGUGCGAGUGCCGGAAAACACGCCCGCAGGGGCUCUGCUCCUCCGGCUCAACGCGUCAGAUCCCGAUGAGGGUCCCAACGGGGAGACGCAGUACUCCUUCGGGGUCCACACCCCCGACUCGGUCCAGAGGCUUUUUACCCUGGAUCCCCGCAGCGGUGAGGUGCGGGUGAGAGGGGCCCUGGACUUCGAGGAAUCGCCUUUCUACGAGAUCCACGUGCGAGCCCGUGACGGCGGCGUGCCGGAGAUGGAGGGCCACUGCGUGCUCCAGGUGGAAGUGGGGGACGCCAACGACAAUCCCCCGGAGGUGCUUCUCACCUCCCUGCUCAACCCGGUGCCGGAAGACACCCCGCCGGAGACCGUCGUGGGGCUCUUUAAUGUGCGGGACCGAGACUCGGGGGCCAACGGGGCCGUGAGCUUGGAGAUUUCCCCCAACGUGCCUUUCGCCGUCAGAUCCCUUCAGAAUCACUUCUCGCUGGUCACCCGGGAGAGCUUGGACCGAGAAACCACCCCGCAGUACGCAGUGGAGCUGAUCGCCCAUGACGGCGGCUCCCCCACCCUCACCACGAGGCUCACGCUGCUCCUCAACAUCUCCGACGUGAACGACAAUCCGCCGCGCUUC